Amborella trichopoda is the source of this 777-nucleotide messenger RNA. RefSeq lists its product as uncharacterized. The record is from RefSeq and is a predicted model, not a curated record. NCBI's taxonomy places the organism in Eukaryota, Viridiplantae, Streptophyta, Magnoliopsida, Amborellales, Amborellaceae.
CCCGCUUUUCCAUACAUAUCUCUCUCAAACUCGAAACCGACUCAGCAGGGGAACUUUCUCGCCUCAGAGAGAGAGAAACUCAUAUUUUAGGGAGAGAAAGAGACUCAGAGCCCCCGUCAAGGCAUCAACAAUGGCUCUCUGCCAUAAAACCCUAAUUGGGUUCCUCCUUUUCAUGGCUGUCCUCCUUGUUUCAGCUCGAUCUGAAGCACCCACUGCCUAUGAGAUGCUAGAGAAAUUCAACUUCCCCAAAGGGAUUCUUCCCGAAGGUGUGAAGGGCUAUAAACUCCAUGAAGAUGGAAGCUUCGAGGUCCAUCUCUCUGGACCCUGCAACUUCAAUGUUGAUGGUGGUUAUUCUCUUAGUUACAGAAGCAAAAUCUCAGGUCAAGUGAGCCUUGGGUCCCUGAAAAAACUUCAGGGUGUGAGUGUUAAGAUCCUAUUCAUAUGGAUUGGGAUCACAGAGGUGAGUAGAGCAGAGGAUCAAUUGGAUUUCUUUGUUGGCCCUCUCGCUGCAUCUUUUCCUCUCUCGAACUUUGAUGAGUGCCCGACUUGUGGAUGCGGCCUUAACUGUGCUAAUCCCAUUGCUGAUGCAUAAACUGUGAUGUAAAAAUCCUUUCUUUGUCGUGGUUUCUUGCAUGAAUGACAUGCGACAUUUGGUAACGAUUUGGAUUUUUUUCUGUGGACCGUGUAAUUUCACCUGAACUUUCUUUGUUCUUUUAGUGGGUCCUUGCUAGUAUAUAACAUGGAAACUUAUUGCUAUUUAUUUGGGUUUUCUUUCUA